GCCAGCCACAUCCUGCACCAGUCAGCGGCCCAGAGCACCAGCGAGCCAGGAGGUACCGGACGAGAGGGAGAGAGAGAGAGAGAGAGAGAAGACGACUUCGCUCACCGCUGCACUUGGCAAAGUCGCGACAAGGAACAAAACAUUUCUGUGAUUACCGAGGCGCCGCACGAGGACAAAGUGUUUCUGUACUAGUGGUGCAAACAACCAAGAAGCUCCGCAAACCCCAACAGUUCCAGAUGGAGGCCAUGAGGGUAGUGACGUCUCUACUCAUGCUGACCUUGACGGGGCCCAGCCUGGCCUACCCCUUCCGAAGCGCUGGAGGGCGGGGCAGCACGUGGGGGCGAGACCCAGGCCUCGUCGAUUACCUUGAGGGCUACCCGCUCGACGACCAGUACGCCGUGCCGGAGUACGACCCCAACACCCGCUACACCUACGCCGCCGCCCCCCAACGACCAAGAAUAAACAAGGAGGCAGUGGCAGCGUGGCUCAAUGCCGCUCUGGACGACUACAUCCUCAACUACGACACCUAUAACGACGACGAGGGGACGUGGUACAACGAGAUGGCCACCGACGCCAUCCCAGAGCCAAGCACCAACGACGACUCCCCGAUGAUGCAACUGUUCUUCAACCAGCGCUCCGGCAGUUCUGCCCCGUACAGAUACUCGCUGGAGGACCUGGAGAACAUGGAACGCAAGGCCAAGAUGGAGGACAACACGGAGAACCAGCUGCACGCCCUCAUGAACAAGGCCGUGAGCAAGAAGUCCAGCAUGCCAGUCCUCGGGGGCCGCAUGGCUGUGACGGGAGGGCUGCUCGGACAAGGACAGAAGGAGGAGGCCUUUGAAAUCCCCGCCACCUCCGUUAGGCGACCCGUCUUCGCUCGUACCAUCACCACUGAGCCUGAGGAGAAGAGAACCACCGAGCAGAAGCAACAGAAACAGCAAGACCCAAAGUUCGACACAAGCGUCAGCACCACACAGAAACCCGAGGAGAAGAAGGCGCCUCUCAGUGAAGUGCCCAGCAGUACCAACAACAACGAGGUGACCAGCAGCGACGCCCCAGCCUCGGCGAAGGACGGCGUACAGUCGGCGACGACCACGCAGUACCUGAGGAGCCACUAUGAGACUCUCAAGAAGUUCCUCGACCGUGAGAGGGAGGCGCGAAGGAACCAGGACAUGGAAGAGGAGCUGAAGAACGAGAGGCUACAGAGGCGAGCUGUCCAGAAGAGGUUCGCGGUGGAGCAGGAGACCCUUCCGCAGCAGCUGGCCAGUCUCAAGAAGAAAGUCUAAGCCGCACCGCCCACCGGAACGACCGACCUUCAAGCGUCCAUCACGUCCACACCGGAUGACGAGGGCCAUUGAUCCGACUGUUUCAGGAGAGCCGCGUGGAUCCUUCUCACCGACACUCUCAGAACCCUUCAAGAGGAUGACGAACAGUGCAGCGGAAAGAGAUGCGGAACGGCGGGGGAACAAGAGGCAAGGUAGACAGACGAGGGCCCCGCCGCGGGUGAUGGCGAAGAGGCAAGAACUAAGACGGUUCCUUCGACGCCCGGGACGCGAGACAAUAGUGAAAGCCGAUGUGACGCCGCCGACGCCGUAUUUUUACGUUCAAGUUUCAAGACGCGUCAUAAGGACCUUCGUGGAGGGAGCAAGAUUCUCUGCAUGCAUCGCGGGAACCCAAGUUACUACGCACACCCCGGCUUAAUCGCUAUUGUCCGCUGCACGAGGCUGUUACUUCUUUAUCGGAACACAACGGAAUAGUCACUUCAUUUAUCCGAGUUUCAUGGUUGGCAAGAGAAAACUCUAUCAGUAGCGAUGUACCAACACCCGUGGGGCCACCUGGCAACUGGGGACUAUACAUUCACGUCGCUGGUCUUCUAUCUGCUAGUUUUCUCAUUAUUUCCAAGUCAUCAGUCACUUCCCCCAGUAAACAUUCAUGUGAUCAAGUCCUUAGUUCGUAGAUUCAUUUUUAGCGAGGUCUCGCGUUUUGUGAUAUGCAAGUAGCAAGGCUCUAGGAAUCGCCAACACUCGUCUUCGUCCCGUUUGAGUGUUGCGGGCUGCCCACUCAUCACUUCUCCUGUAUACGCUCACCGGCAAGUUACCGCCACCUCUCUCUUACUGUUUACGUUCAGAAUCAGUUGACAGGUCGAAAAGAUACUCCGGAAAUAGUGUUAUGAGUUCAAAUACGGUUAGGCAGACGCAUCAUCCUGCCUUGCGUGAUUGAAGUAACUAAUCGACUCCUACAAAGUCCUGCAUCUUCAAGAGGAUGUUCUUAGGCAAGGAUGUUGAAGGCAAUCGGAGUUUCCAGCAAUACUUUCGUCCGGUGAUCACUUCCUCGAGGACCAUCUUUCUGCAUGACUUUCCCCGCCUUGGUUGUCGUUGAGUUCUCGCCCACAAGACCAACCACUUUGUUUCUGACCCGCGUUUGGCAAGACUGUAAACCAAAAUGUGCUACAAUUUGUACCUGUUUGUAUGAGUUACUUUUUUUAUGCCAUUAUUUCAGACAUGUGCAAAAAGUAAGGUCUUAGGGUUUUCGCCCCACUUUUCUACGGGGACAUCAAGCACUCUCGCCACGCAUUUCCGGUGUUGUGUGUUCUUGCCUAAAGGGGCUGGCAGUGUGCGGGCGGCGCGGCGAGGGCGGGGAGCGGCAACGCGCCCUCCGCCCCGCCUCGCCCGCGCCCCCGCAUGGCUUCAAAGCUUCGAGCCCACCCUCGGGUGCGGUUCAACCUGUAUUAUUACGUCGGGUUUUUCCAGAUGCCAAAUAGUCAUACUCAAUGUAUUAUGAAAUCCUUCUUCCAAGGAUAUUGAACUUGUACAUUGUAUGUACCAUAUCACCUCAAAAAUCAAAUGAAUUAUUUUUGUAUUAUACAAAUAAGAGCACCACCUGACUGUUGCGCCUGCACACCCGCGGCGGCCCGCCAGUGUGCACGGCGGCGCCGGCGGACCUUCCUCCAGAGCGGGGGUCCGAACGCCUUCAGGCAAGGAACUCAUUUCUUGAUAUGUGAUACGUACUUUCUCUGAUCUUAUCAAUAAACUUGUAUCUUUUCCUAUGUAGAUUAUUAUUAUAGGAGCCACACUGAUACGAAGCCGCUCCUAUCACGGGGGGGCGACCACCAUCAACUCUGCAAUGUAAUAAUAUUGUACAUCUUAAUACUAUACUAGUAUGGGACUUAACCUUCUGACACAUAUUCUUUGUCUUUCGUACUGAUUUUCAAUAAAAUGUUUGAAUAUUC
This is a messenger RNA of Eriocheir sinensis (Chinese mitten crab), 3229 nucleotides long. RefSeq lists its product as uncharacterized. The record is from RefSeq and is a predicted model, not a curated record. NCBI's taxonomy places the organism in Eukaryota, Metazoa, Arthropoda, Malacostraca, Decapoda, Varunidae. The transcript has 6 exons. The coding region runs from base 237 to 1286 and encodes 349 amino acids.